AUGACCAGUGGCGCAAUGAGUCCCGCAACCUGCUUUGAGUUCUGUGUUGGAGCUGGUUUGGACCUUUUUGCCUUGGUGCAGGGUGAAGAAUGCCGCUGCGGCGCAUCACGCCUCAACAAAGGUGUUUGGGGCGAGAAGUCCGCACCUCCAGGACAUUUACAAUUGCCAGCUCCAUUGAGUAGUUGCCUUACAGAUCAGGCAUGUCCUGUGCGAGUCUAUCGAUGGCUUGGCCCCUUCGUCUCUGGAGGCUCAGUGCCAGAGCAUUUGCUGAUGUUGAAUGUUGGCAACACCAUCUAUGUGGACUCCAUUGUGCACGGAAAACGCAUCACUGAGGAACAAGAAGAGGAUGGAAAAGUUCCACCUCCUCCCAAGGAGGCAAAGUUGCAUGAUGUGGAGCAUCUGAAGGAGCAGGCCGUUGAUCCGCGUUGGGACCGGCCUUGCGGUGACAACCCCGGAUGUCAAGCGGGCCGUCAGUGGAAGAAUCGGAACCCUGUGGCGCCGCCGGGAAUGGUGGCGCAGUGGGAAGAGUAUGUCAUCGUGCCCUACAAGUUCGACGCAGGUGUGGACGACGCCCGGAAGGAGGUCUUCCGUGCGGCUGCCGCCGAGUGGCGGCUCCACACCUGCGUGGCGUUGGUGGAGGAUGACGAUGCUGCUCUUUUCUACAUCUUGGUUGGCAUUUACGACCUCAACAGCUGUUGGGCACAUUUGGGCAGCCCAGAGCCCUAUUAUUACUACCACCAAAUCAACCUGGGAUGGUGCAAAGAAAUGGCCCACAAGGGAUCCGUGAUCCACGAGAUUUAUCAUAGCUUGGCGUCGCUGCAUGAGCAACAGCGAGCUGAUGGUUCACAAGUGUACUAUGGUAAAGGGCCACAUUUGGAGAUGUUUUGGCAGAAUACCGGAAAAUGGGCAAGUCAAUACGAUCCAAACGUGGAUUCAUAUAUCGGUUCGGCGGACGAUGGUGGUGAUGACCCUCAGAUUGGCUACGCUGCAUACGACUUUGAGAGCAUCAUGCACUACUACCGACAAAGAAACUACAGCAACCUAGACAUCAACGAUGGCUACUACUACAACACCAUACCUGCAUCGGCCAAUACCCUCGUGGGCAACCGCGUGGGGUUUUCCCAAGGGGACAUUGUCCAAGCGCUGGAUGCAUACCGGUGCAGGCGCAUCAGUGAGACUACCACCCCAAAUCCGACCACAACCUCGCCUACCACGUCACCCACAACCUCGCCUACCACGUCACCCACAACCUCACCUACCACGUCACCUACGACCUCACCGACGACAUCACCCACAACCUCGCCUACCACGUCACCCACAACCUCGCCUACCACGUCACCCACAACCUCGCCUACCACGUCACCCACGACCUCGCCUACCACGUCACCCACAACCUCACCUACCACGUCACCUACGACCUCACCGACGACAUCACCUACGACCUCACCGACGACAUCACCCACAACCUCGCCGACCACAUCACCUACGACCUCGCCUACCACGUCACCCACGACCACACCCACAACCACAACCCUGUCCACGACCGCGACUGCAACCACUACCACGACCGCAACUGUGCUACCGUCCUUGGAAAUUCGGAAGAUCACCGUCCGUACCACCAGGUGGAGAAGCGUUUCUUUCACGCAACCCUUCAGCCAAGUCCCUGUGGUGGUCGUUGCCCCCUCCACGGGCAAAGGCCCUGCCACUAUCCGUGUGAAGGACAUCACCACCACCGGUUUCCGGGCGAUCAUCGCCAAACCAACCAAGACCAAGGUGCGGCCAGGUGAGCUCAUGACUGUGAGUUUCCUGGCCAUGUUGCCUGGGGCUCAUCAGCUCAACGGUGUGUGGCUGGAGGCCGGUCGUACCAACACGCGACGCCUGAAGUUUGGCAGGAAUUGCAAAGCCCCUGGACUCAAAAACUCAGACUCUGGCUGGCAAGAAACUCGCUUCGCGCACACCUUCACCACGCCACCGGCCUUUUUGACCACUAUUCAGACGGUGAGGAAUGAGAGAGGUUUGCCAUCCAACUCACGGCCGUGGUUCACAGUUGCUGCGGACGGUGUGAAUGUGGAUGGUGCUUUGGUCGCCUUGGAGAUGUCUGAGACGACCAGCUUCGGAAAGGUGAAGCGGCGCGAACAAGUGGGCUGGAUCGCCAUCGACCAAGGCAUUCACAGUCUCUCAGGUUCCACAGGGGUUGCGACAAUGGUGGCUCUGAAGUCCCGCCGUGUUGUGAGAGGCGUCGGCGAUGGACCGCAGACCUUACGUUUGGGCAUCCAAUUCUCGGGAAUACCCUUGGUGGUCGCGAGCCAAUCGACCCGGCGUCCCAGCCGGACCGAUGAUGGCGGAUGGGCUCGAGUCAUGGGUUCCAGCCCCUCAACGGUGGAUGUGGCCAUUGAUGAAGAUAAGAGCUGCGACAAGGAGAGGGGACAUGGGACAGAACAGGUGAGCGUGGUAGCCUUUGAUCGUGCUGGAACUUUUUGA
Messenger RNA from Durusdinium trenchii, 2481 nucleotides. Lineage: Eukaryota; Dinophyceae; Suessiales; Symbiodiniaceae. The record is from the annotation of a GenBank genome assembly.